GCCCCGCCGGGCCCGGGCGCGGCCGCAGCCCCGGAGCCGCCGCGGAGCCCCCGGGAACGGCUGGGAACGGCCGGGAACCCUCCGGGAACCCCCCGGGAAACCCUCGGGAAACCCCCGGAGCCCCCCGGGAACCGCCGGGAACCCCCCGGGAACCCCCCGGGAACCGCCGGGAGCCCCCCGGGACGGCCGGGCCGAGGGGAUGCGGCGCCGCGGGGCCGGGUGAAGCUGUCGCGGGCAUGGCGGGCGCCUCGGUGAAGGUGGCGGUCAGGGUCCGGCCCUUCAGCGCCAGGGAGAGCAGCCGCCAGGCCAAGUGUGUCAUCCAGAUGCAGGGGAACACCACCUGCAUCACCAACCCCAAGCUCCCCAAGGACGGCACCAAACACUUCACCUUCGACUACUCCUACUGGUCCCACACCUCGGAGGAGGACCCCAACUUCGCCUCGCAGCGCCGGGUGUACCAGGACAUCGGGGAGGAGAUGCUGGCGCACGCCUUCGAGGGCUACAACGUCUGCAUCCUGGCCUACGGCCAGACCGGCGCCGGCAAGUCCUACACCAUGAUGGGGCGGCAGGAGCCGGGGCAGCGCGGGAUUAUCCCGCAGCUCUGCGAGGAUCUGUUCGCCCGCAUCGCUCGGGAAGGGUCGCCUGAGCUUUCGUUUUCUGUGGAGGUGAGCUACCUGGAGAUCUACUGCGAGCGGGUGCGGGACCUGCUGAACCCCAAGAGCCGCGGGGGGCUGCGGGUGCGGGAGCACCCCCUGCUCGGGCCCUACGUGCAGGACCUGUCGCGCCUCGCCGUCGCCUCCUUCGCCGACAUCGCCGACCUGAUGGACAGCGGCAACAAGGCCAGGACAGUGGCAGCCACCAACAUGAACGAGACCAGCAGCCGCUCGCACGCCGUGUUCACCAUCGUGUUCAGCCAGCGCCGCCAGGACCCGCUCAGCGACCUCGCCUCGGAAAAGGUGAGCCGCAUCAGCCUGGUGGACCUGGCGGGCAGCGAGCGCGCCGACGCCUCGGGGGCCAAGGGCAUCCGCCUCAAGGAAGGCGCCAACAUCAACAAGUCCCUGACCACCCUGGGCAAGGUCAUCUCUGCCCUGGCCGAGGCGACCAGCAAGAAGAAGAAGCCGGAUUUCAUCCCGUACCGGGACUCGGUGCUGACGUGGCUGCUGAAGGAGAACCUGGGAGGGAACUCGCGCACGGCCAUGAUCGCGGCGCUGAGCCCGGCCGACAGCAGCUACGAGGAGACGCUGAGCACGCUGCGCUACGCUGACCGCACGAAGCAGAUCCGGUGCCACGCGGUGAUCAACGAGGACCCGAACGCGCGGCUGAUCCGCGAGCUGCGCCAGGAGGUGACGCGGCUGCGGGAGCUGCUGAGUGCCCAGGGUCUCACUGACACCACCCCCUCUGGCCCCCCUGCCACCACGUCCCCCACCCUCAAUGGGGACACGGGGCUGGAGCCCCCCCUGGGCCCCACGGAGGCCAUGGAGCGGCUGCAGGAGACUGAGAAAAUCAUCGCAGAGCUCAACGAGACCUGGGAGGAGAAGCUGAGACGCACGGAGGCCCUGAGGCUGGAGCGGGAGGCGCUGCUGGCUGAGAUGGGGGUGGCUCUGCGGGAGGACGGCGGCACCGUCGGGGUGUUCUCCCCCAAAAAGACCCCACACCUGGUGAACCUCAACGAGGACCCCCUGAUGUCCGAGUGCCUCCUGUACCACAUCAAGGACGGCGUGACCAGGUGGGGUGGGGCCGGGGUGGACGUGGACAUCAAGCUCUCGGGGCCGUUCAUCCGCGAGCAGCACUGCCUCUUCCGCAGCCGCCCCGACCCCUCGGGGGAAGUUGUGGUGACGCUGGAGCCGUGUGAGGGGGCUGAGACCUACGUCAACGGGAAGCAGGUGACGGAGCCGGUGGUGCUCAAGUCGGGCCACCGCCUCAUUUUGGGGAAGAACCACGUGUUCCGCUUCACGCACCCGGAGCAGGCGCGGCGGGAGCGGGAGCGGGGGGCGUCCCCCGGGCCCCCCCCGGACUGGAACCUGGCGCAGAGGGAGCUGCUGGAGCAGCAGGGCAUCGACAUGCGCCUCCAGAGGCUGCAGGAGCUGGAGAACCAGCCCCAGGUGGAGAAGGAGGUGUCGGAGCAGCCGCAGCCCCCCGGCUCUGAGGACCCCCCGUGCUACGAGGCCGGCUGGCGGCUGAUCUCGGCGCUGCGCCAGGCGCUGCCGGCUCCCGCCGUGCGCUCGGUGCUGCGCCGGGCCGGGCUCCCGGUACCGGGCAAGCGCCGGGAGCCGCUGCGCGUCUACCAGAUCCCGCAGCGCCGCCGGGGAUCCCCGACCCCGCCGCCACCGCCACCACCAUCAUCAUCCUCCUCGUCAGCGCCGCGGGUGAGCCUGGCGGAGCUGAAGGCGCAGGCGGUGCGGGAGCUGAGCCCGGAGCCGGCGCGGCGGGAGCUGGAGGCGCUGAGCCUGGCGCGGCUGCGGAGCUCUGCCGCCGCCAGCCCGCCGAGCCCGACGGAUGGCGCGCCGUGGGCGGCGGCGAGGAGGAGGAGGGGGGUGCCGGCGAGCAGGCUGGCGGGGAUCCUGCGCGAGGUGAAGCGGCAGAACAGCGCCAAGGACGAGCAGAUCCGCGCCCUGCGCGACCGCGUGGGGCAGAUGGAGCGCGUGAUCCCGCUGCCGCCGGUGAGCCCGGGCCCCGGGAGCCCCGGAGAGACCGCGGGGAGAGACCCCGGGAGGGGGGUCUGCCUGCCCAUGGCCCCCCAAACAGCCCCAGAGAGCCCCAAAGAGCCCAGAGAGCCCCAAAGAGCCCCAGAGAGCCCCAAAGAGCCCCAGAGAGCCCCAAAGAGCCCCAAAGUGCCCCAGAGAGCCGGGACGACGCUGACGAGGCUGAGCCGCCCCCCCAGGACCCCUCCCAGGAGCCGCCCCCGGGCCGCCCCCAGCCCCGCGCGGACCCCCCCUCGCCCCCCGUCGGCGGCGGCGGCGCGGCUCUGCCGGCUGAUGGAGCAGGACCCGGCCUUCCGGCGGGGGCGGCUGCGCUGGCUGCGCCAGGAGCAGGCCCGCCUGAUGGCGGGGGGGGGUCCGCAGCCCCUGCAGCCCCCCCGCCGCCCCCCGCGCUUCCACCCGGCCCCCCAGCAGGACUCCAAGCUGCGCUUCCCCUUCAAGAGCAACCCCCAGCACCGCCUGGCUUGGGCGGGCGGCGGCGGGGACGCCCCCCAAGCCGACAGCAGCCCCCCCGCGCCGCAGCCCCCUCCCCACUCGGGGCGUCCCCGCCGGGGGUCUCUGGAUGGGGGGUCCCCACCCCCGCCCCGGGUCCGCCGCCAGCGCUCGGCUCCCGACCUGAAGGCGCGGGGCCCCGUCCCGUAGGGGGUGCGGGAUUUUGGGGACGCCCCCUCCCCAAAUGGACAAUCACGGCCUCCCCCCCUCCCCACAAUCGGGGGUCUCCCCGCCGGGGAAGCCCCCAGCUGCUGUCACACUGUCCCCCCCGCCCCCGCGUGUGUGUGUGUGUGUCUGGGGAGGGGUCCUCGGUCAGGAGGGCCCCCCCUCUUACAGGGGAGUCCCUAAUUAAUGGCGAUCCCGCUAAUUAAACAGAAGCGCCUCAA
Molecule: messenger RNA, 3577 nt
Organism: Haemorhous mexicanus (house finch)
Lineage: Eukaryota; Metazoa; Chordata; Aves; Passeriformes; Fringillidae
Gene: KIF1C
Product: kinesin family member 1C
Biological process (GO): microtubule-based movement; vesicle-mediated transport; cytoskeleton-dependent intracellular transport
Cellular component (GO): microtubule; axon; dendrite
Molecular function (GO): microtubule binding; ATP binding; ATP hydrolysis activity
Source: RefSeq, a predicted model, not a curated record